This is a messenger RNA of Canis lupus familiaris (dog), 494 nucleotides long. Its product is annotated as ATP synthase-coupling factor 6, mitochondrial-like. NCBI's taxonomy places the organism in Eukaryota, Metazoa, Chordata, Mammalia, Carnivora, Canidae. Gene Ontology annotation, biological process: proton motive force-driven ATP synthesis. The record is from RefSeq and is a predicted model, not a curated record. Gene Ontology annotation, molecular function: proton transmembrane transporter activity.
ACUUGUAUACAUAUCAUACUGUUCCAAGUUUUGUACAGUCUCAGUUCAGUAGUUAAGUAGUAUGAGGGGAGACUCUGGCAACUCGGGACUGAGUGCAAGUAACAGAAUCACCAUGAUUCUUCAGAGGCUCUUCAGGUUCUCCUCGCUCAUUCGAUCUGCAGUCUCAGUCCAUUUGAAGAGAAACAUUGGUGUUACAGCAGUGGCAUUUAACAAGGAACUUGAUCCUGUACAGAAACUCUUCGUGGACAAGAUUAGAGAAUAUAGAACUAAGCGCCAGACAUCUGGAGGACCUGUUGAUACUGGCCCAGAGAGCCAGAGAGACCUGGAGAGGGAGCUUUUUAAGCUUAAGCAAAUGUAUGGUAAGGCAGACAUGAAUACGUUCCCUGAUUUCAAAUUUGAAGAUCCCAAAUUUGAAGUCUUGGACAAACCCCAGUUCUGAAGAAAUAAUGUAAAAUUUAUGUGGCAAUUUGUCCUAGAUUAGUUGUACAACUGGA